Camelina sativa (false flax) is the source of this 1829-nucleotide messenger RNA. Its product is annotated as membrane-bound transcription factor site-2 protease homolog. Gene Ontology annotation, biological process: regulation of response to endoplasmic reticulum stress; membrane protein intracellular domain proteolysis. NCBI's taxonomy places the organism in Eukaryota, Viridiplantae, Streptophyta, Magnoliopsida, Brassicales, Brassicaceae. The record is from RefSeq and is a predicted model, not a curated record. Gene Ontology annotation, cellular component: cytoplasm; membrane. Gene Ontology annotation, molecular function: metalloendopeptidase activity.
ACCAUCAACUUAUGAGAAAAGGAAUCAGAAUCUUUGAAUAAACCCCGAUGGAGAUUUCAGGACGGCGAGUGAGAAGAUUCAGGAUGAGAUUCCGAAGAGACCACCUCGCCUGCGGCGACAACAUGGAAAACGAAGCUUCAUGCUGUUACUGCGACUUCAAGAUCUUUAAUUUCAACGAACCUAUCUUCCGUAUCGGACGGCGAUUCUCCGGCGUGAUGAAAAUCUGGUUCUCAAUCGGACUCGGAUUCGGCGUCGCUUCUCUUUUCCUAGUCACCAUGUUCCUUCUUCUUCAGUUUCACCCUAACCCUUUGUUCUCCAAUCGUCUCACUUCCGCCGUAUUCGGUUUCUCUCCUUCCACGCUUGUAUCAUUAUCCGGCAUUGCCUAUGUAUUCGUUUCCACUGUUAUUACUGUUUCAGUUCAUGAACUUGGCCAUGCUCUUGCUGCUGCUAGUGAAGGAAUACAGAUGGAAUACAUUGCCGUUUUCAUUGCAGCUAUAUUUCCAGGAGGUCUUGUAGCUUUUGAUCAUGAUGUCUUGCAAUCACUUCCAAGCUUUAACGCUCUUCGUAUCUACUGUGCCGGUAUUUGGCAUAAUGCAGUGUUCUGUGCACUAUGUGUGUUUGCUUUGUUUCUCUUGCCUCUGAUGUUGUCUCCGUUUUACAAACACGGUGAAAGCCUCACGGUUAUGGAUGUGCCUUCUGUGUCGCCAUUGUUUGGUUACAUGUCUCCUGGAGAUGUUAUUGUAUCAUUGGAUGGCAUACAAGUCCAUAAACCUAGUGAGUGGCUAGAACUGGCAGCGAUUUUGGAUAAGCAAAACAGUGAAACAUCGAAUGCUUCUUUGUAUCUUGGAGGGUCAAGGAGAUUUCAUCACGGGAAGGGUUACUGUGUCCCUAUCUCUUUGAUUGAACAAGGGUUCAAGGGGAAAAUGGUUGAGAACCAAUUUGUUUGUCCCGGUGAUCUCACUGCAUUCUUACCAAUGCCAUGCUCAGAUGCAGCACACAAGGAGGGUUCUGUUUGUUUGGAUGCGAAGGAUAUUGUCAAGCUUAACAAAUGCGGUGACGGAUGGGUGACAACAUCAGACACUGAUAUUAAAAGUGACUGCGUGUGUUCACAGGGCGAAUCGUGUUUACAAGCAAUGCAAACUCCAGGCGUGUCAUGGACAGAAAUUACUUAUAGAAAAACCUCAUCACAGGAUUGUUCUAGGCUUGGUCGAGAUUUCAAUACAUCAUCUUGUCUUGGCACGUUUGUUUUUGUCGGUGAUCUGAUUCGCAUGUCGAGAUCAGUUCGUUUAACUGCAUAUCAUCCUCGUUGGCGAUUAAACAUCUUUGCCAAAUCCUUCCCGGAUAUCCUAGAAAAGAGCUUGACCUGCACAUUCCAUGUCUCUCUUGCACUAGUGCUUCUGAACAGCUUACCUGUGUAUUACCUUGAUGGUGAAUCCAUUUUAGAAUCUAGUCUUCAGUCUUUCACUUGGUUAAGCCCAAGAAAGAAGAAGACAACUCUUCGAGUAUGCCUUGUGGGAGGGAGUCUUCUCUCUCUCUUCGCCGUAUUCAAAAUCUUCCUUAUCAGUUUACCUCAGAGUGGCCAAUGGUAGAUGCCUGCGAUCUUGAUUCUCAAAUCUUUACAAUAUGAUUGUUAUAACUGCACUCAAGCGAGGUACAGAAACCAAACAGGAAUCAUAUAACUUCGGAUCAUGUUGGGAUUGUUUAUGUUUGACCUCACUAUAGAUAUAUAGUUGUAUAGUAUCUAAAUCAGUUCCACACUUUAGAUCCUCAUGAUGAAUCUCACUUUUAUCUUUCUACAUACAACAAAUUUGUUUACAAUUUAUACAUUU